AUGGGGGUUACUGUACUUAUGGUGGCUGAAAAGCCAAUGUUGGCUGAUUCGAUUGCGAAAUUAUUAUCGGAUGGACAGGCGACAAAAAGGAAAGGUGAGCAUUUUUUGGGAGAAAAUUUGGAACAUUAAGGCACAAAAAUGAACAUUUUGGAAUAAUUUUCAAUGGAAAAUGAAUAAAAAAUUACACAUUUGAAAAAAUUAGAACGUGAACUAAAGAAAAAAUAGACGUUUCAUAGAAUUCGACAAUAAACUCAUUUUCUAUUUUUCACCUUUAUUUUUUGUCUCCAGGUUUCAACAAUGUUUGCUCAAUCAGCGAAUACAAUGGAAAAUUCAACGGCCAAAAUGCGCGUUUCAAAGUGACAAGCACUUGUGGACACGUCAUGUCCCUUGAUUUUCCCUCGAAAUACAACAAUUGGGAACGUGUUGAUCCAUCAGAAUUAUAUUCUGCUCCAACUAAUAAAAUUGAAGCAAAUCCAAAAAUGAAAAUGAAUGAUGUAGGUUAGAAAAAUCGCAAUAAAUCGAGUAACGUUUCAAUCUAGAAUGAAUUUUUGUAGUUUUUGUCAUCGGAAGCGAAAAAUGCGGAUUAUUUGGUGCUUUGGUUGGAUUGUGAUAAAGAAGGAGAGAAUAUUUGUUUUGAAGUGAUUGAUGCUGUGAGAAAUUCGAUGUUCAAAAAUGUGUCGAAUUAUAUGGAUCGAGUAUAUCGUGCGCAUUUUUCAGCAAUCUCUGAAAAAGAUAUAAAAGCAGCUAUGAAAAAUCUGGGAAGACCUGAUAAAAAUAUGUCGCUUUCUGUUGAUGCUCGACAAGAACUCGAUCUUCGAAUCGGAUGUUCUUUCACUCGAUUUCAAACCAAGUUUUUCCAAGGAAAAUAUGGUGAUUUGGAUAGCAAUGUGAUUUCUUAUGGACCUUGUCAAACACCGACACUUGGAUUUUGUGUAACUCGACAUGAUCAGAUUGUGCAAUUCAAACCAGAACAAUUUUGGAUAAUUAAAACAUCGUGGACAAUUGGAGAUGCUCAACCGAUUCAACCAGAAUGGCAAAGAGGAAGAUUAUUUGAUGUUGAGGUCGCGAAGUUUUUCCUUGAUAGAAUUAAAGCAAAAAAUAUUGCCGAAGUGAUUGAUAUCAGUAAAAAAGAAGGGAGAAAAGAAAAACCAUGUGCAUUGAAUACGGUAGAAUUAAUGAGAGUUGCGAGUAGUUCACUUGGCCUAAGUCCCGCAACAACAAUGCAUGUUGCUGAAUCACUUUAUACACAAGGAUAUAUUUCAUAUCCACGAACUGAAACAACAGCAUAUCCAUCGAGUUUUGAUUUAGUUGGAACACUUCGAACACAACAAUCAAAUCGAAAAUGGGGAGAUGUUGUUGAACAAGUUUUGGCGGAUGGUGUGAAGAAACCAAAAAGUGGUGUUGAUAAAGGAGACCAUCCACCAAUUACACCAAUGAAACCAAAUAAUGGACAAUUAUCAGGCGAUAUGGCGAGGAUUUAUGAUUAUGUUGCACAACAUUUUAUUGCAACUUUGAUGAAACCAUGUAUUUAUGAGGUGACAACAGUGAAGUGAGUUAAUUUUCAGAAAUUUUUGAUUAAAACAUUUCAGAUUUUCUCCUGGAAAAAAAAUGUCAGAUUCAUGAGCUUACUAUGAAAUUUUAAAGUUACAUGUUUUCUUGGGAAUAAAAAAUAAAUAUAACAUUUUUCUAAUUCUUGAAAAUAUGAUAUAAACUCUGGAAAAAAGGCCAUAAAAUAUUCUGCAUGAAAAUCCUACUUUUCUUUUUUUUUGCAGAAUAAAAUGUGGCGAAGAAAUGUUCACAGUUCAAGGAAAACAAAUGAUCGAUGCUGGUUUUACAUCAGUUAUGACGUGGAUGGCAGUGGAUGAGGAAUCGAAAAUACCACAAGCAAUUCUGCAAAAAGGAGCUAUUUUGAAUCUCAAGUACGUUAUAUCAACUGUAGAAUUAUUUGAAGUUUUAGUUUGUACGUUCAACACAAUUCAGAAUUUCUCUUUAUUUCUGUGUUAUGAAGAUCUCCUAAUCUCCUAUUUUUUUACAGAGAUGCUGAUUUAUCUGCUCGUGAAACUUCACCGCCUGGAUAUUUGACAGAAUCUGAAUUGAUUUCUCUUAUGGAAAAACACGGAAUCGGAACUGACGCAUCUAUUCCAGUUCAUAUCAAUACAAUUACUCAAAGAAAUUAUGUGACAGUUGAAAGUGGGCGGAGAUUAGUACCAACUCGAUUGGGACAAUGUUUAGUUCGUGGAUAUUGGAGAGUUGAUCCUGAUUUAGUUCUACCUACAAUGAGAGCUGAAUUAGAAACACAAUUGAAUUUGGUUGCAAGUGGAAAAGCGGAUUAUUAUGAAGUGAAAAAUCAUGCACUCAAAAUGUUUGAGAUCAAAUUUCAAUAUUUUGUCAAAAAUGUGCCAUUAGUUGAUACGCUUUUUGAGGCAUCAUUUACAACACUUUCCGAUUCGGGAAAACCAUUUAGUAAAUGUGGAAAAUGUAGAAGAUAUAUGAAAUUGGUACAAACCAAACCGCAAAGAUUAUUCUGUCCAACUUGUCAGGAUACUUAUUCUGUUCCGAAUUUCAAAGAUGGUGUUUUACGGGUGAUUGGUGAUCAUAAAUGUCCAUUGGAUGAUUUUGAUUUGGUUUAUUGGCAAGGAGCCGGUGGAAAAUUAGCAAGAAAUUUCACGCUUUGUCCGUUUUGUUAUAACAAUCCGCCGUUUGAGAAAAUGCCACAGGCUGGAGGUUGUGAUGUUUGUCCGCAUCCUUCGUGUCCGAAUUCGAUUAAGUGAGUUUUUUUUUGAGAAGGGGGUUAAAUUUUGAAAAAAUAUAUCUUGAAACUGAAUUUUCAACAGAAAAAAUCGCUUUUAAAAUAUUAAAUAAGACGUGAACUGUAUGUUCUGUGUUCAUUUGAAGGAAAAUCGAAUAUUUCGAUUUUCGAAGAAUGUAAAAACAGGAGAUCAAACUAAAUGUCAUUGGAAACAAAAAAGGACUCUCCUGUAGAAAAUCAACCAAUUUCUUUACAAAAUUCACCAAUUCCAAUAUCAAAUCGGAUAAGUUAUAUUCCACCCAAUUUACCAAGUAUUCCACUACAAAAACAUGGAGCAUUAGAUGUUAUACAAUCAACGAAUGUAUUAAUUUCUGAAAAACCCAACGAAUCAUUUGAAUUUAUAGCCAAAUCUGAAACUAAAAAACGAUAUAUUAUAAAAGAUAUGUUGAUGAGACCAAUCUUAUACGGUUUCGAAAAAUUAACUAAAUUCGAUAGAGUUGUUGGUGGAAAUCGUCUAGGUACAAAAAUGGAAUAUGCUGAUAUUUAUGGAAAUGUUAUUAUGAAAUCCGAAAGAAUAUAUCCUUGUUGUGAUGAUGAAUUGAGAUUUGAAUAUCCAAUUGGAAAAACACUUGGAGUUGUGACAAAAGGAGCUUGUGAUGAAUCAUAUAUUAUUCGUCCUUCAAUUGGUUCUCCAUUAUUUCAAGUUGAAAGUUCAUGUUGUUCUCAGAUGUUUUCUUCGAAGUACCUAAUUAUUUGUGAUGGGCAAAAAGUUGCUGAAAUUAAAUUCGAUUUGUCUUGUAAUUCCAACCACUUUAUGAUUUAUUUUAAUCCAGAUCUUCCCGUUUAUUAUAAAAUAUUGUUUAUGGCUAGUGGAUUUAUGGUCGAUUUCAUCAACACAGACCGAAAAAAGAAUCAGAAUAUAGCUGUUUUAAAUGUAUGACCAUAAAUAAUUUUAUUGUAUUACAGUAAUCAAAAUGAGUGGAGGGGAAAAACAAAGUUAUGAAAAGCAAAUCCGACUUAAAAUUCAAAAUAGGCUUACAAAAAAAGGCGAUUCGCUGGGAAUGAAAAUGGAACUGUUCUAUGGUUUCAAAAAAACUUUCCAAUUCAAUUUUUUCCAGCUCAAUGGGUAUUUGUGCUUGUCUUCAAAAUUGCGGAGGUGUUCUUCUUCUCGACCCACAAUCUCAUCCAAAAUGGCGAUUAGCAUGCAACAAAUGCCCUUCUGUUGUUGGUCUUUUCGACGGCGCAAGCAAAGUCAAAAUCAAUACAGAUAAAUCGUGUGAAGAAUGCGGUUCGCAGUUUGUCAAAGUCAAUUAUAAAGCGACGGGAAAAAAUCUGAUUGACGGACAAUCGACGUGGGAAGGUUGUAUAUUUUGUGAGGCGAAAGACAAGUUCCCAGAAAGUAUUAGUUUGAGUCAUGCGUAUUUGAGUGAGGAGGCACGGCUGAAAAGUGUGCAAUCUGGAAGAGGACGGGGACGUGGAAGAGGCGGAAGAGGCGGAAGGGGACGAGGAAGAGGCAGAGGGCGAUAA
Messenger RNA from Caenorhabditis angaria, 4276 nucleotides. The record is from the annotation of a GenBank genome assembly. Lineage: Eukaryota; Metazoa; Nematoda; Chromadorea; Rhabditida; Rhabditidae.